AUGGAGAAAUCUGAGGAAUCCCAUCCCAUGGAGAAACCAUGGAAAUGUGGCGACUGCGGGAAAGGCUUCCCUGCCCCAAGUGACCUGGAGACUCAUCGGUGCAGCCACACUGGAGGGAGGCUGUUCUCCUGCCCCGAGUGCAGGAAGGGCUUUAGCAGUUCCUCCGCCUUGCUGAGGCACCAGCGGGUCCACACGGGGGAGAGGCCCUUCAGCUGCCCCGAGUGCAGAAAGGGCUUUAACUGCUCCUCCAAUCUGCUGACCCACCAGUGGGUCCACUCGGGCGAGAAGCCAUACUCCUGCCUUGAGUGCGGGAAGGGCUUUACUCGCUCCAACACUCUGCUUAUCCACCAGCGAGUCCACACGGGGGAGAGGCCAUACUCUUGCACAGAGUGCAGGAAGGCCUUCAGCUAUUCCUCCCACCUGCUGAGGCACCGGCGGGUCCACACUGGCCAGAGGCCGUACUCCUGCCCGGAGUGCGGGAAGGGCUUUACUAGCUGCUACACCCUGCUGGCCCACCAGCAGGUACACACGGGCGAGAGGCCAUACUUCUGCCCUGAGUGCGGGAAGGGAUUUACUAACCGCUAUAAACUGCUUACCCACCAGCGGGUCCACACAGGGGAGAGACCGUUCUCCUGCCCGGAGUGCGGGAAGGGCUUUGCUAGACGCUCCACCUUGCUUACCCACCAGCGGGUCCACACAGGGAAGAAGCCAUACUCCUGCUCCAAGUUCCGAAAGGCCUUCAGCAGUUCCUCUGACCUGCAGAGGCACCGGCGGGUUCACACGGGGGAGAGGCCCUUCAGCUGCCCUGAGUGCGGGAAGGCCUUCAGCAAUUCCUCCACCCUGCUGACCCACCAAUGGGUCCACACCGGGGAGAGGCCAUUCUCCUGCCUCGAGUGCGGGAAAGGCUUUACCUGCUCCUCCCACCUGCCUGACCACCGCCGAGUCCACACUGGGGAGAAGCCAUUCUCCUGCCCUGAAUGUGGGAAGGGCUUCGCCUACUCCUCCCACCUGAUGGCCCACCAGCGCGUCCACGCUGGGGAAAGGCCCUUCCCCUGCUCUGUGUGUGGGAAGGCCUUCAGUAAAUCCUCGGAUCUGCUGAAGCACCAACGGGUCCACAGAGGGGAGAGGCCAUUCAGUUGCCCUGAGUGCGGGAAGGCCUUCAGUGAUUCCUCUACCCUGCUGAGGCACCAGUGGGUCCACAUCGGGAAAAGGCCGUUCUCGUGCCCUGAGUGUAGGAAGGGCUUCACCCGCUCUUCCGCUCUGCUGACCCAUUUGCGGGUCCACACGGGUGAGAAGCCCUUUAGCUGCCCUGAGUGCAGGAUGGCCUUCAGCAGGUCUUCCCACCUGCUGUGGCACCAGCGGGUCCACACUGGGGAGAGGCCGUACUCCUGCCUCCAGUGCGGAAAGUGCUUUACCCAGCCCUCCAACCUGCUGACCCACCAGCGGAUCCACACCCGCGAGAGACCGUUCUCCUGCCCCGAGUGCGGGAAGGGUUUUGCUGUUUCCUCCCACCUCGUGGCCCACCGGCGGGUCCACACAGGGGAGAGGCCAUUCAGCUGCCCCGAGUGCAGGAAGGCCUUCAGCGAUUCCUCUGCUCUGCUGAAGCACCAGCGAGUCCACACCGGGGAGAGGCCCUUCAGCUGCCCUGAGUGCGGGAAGAGGUUUACAUUUUCCCGCAACUUACGGAAGCACCAGCGGGGGCACCAGCGCUCACAACAAUCAGAUUCCACCGCUGACACUGCCGUGAGUACCCCCCAGGACUGAUUCUCCUGACAGUGGGUGCAGUGGGAGAGUUGGUGCACUGUAUUUGUUUUCCGUUGGACUGCAACCCCAUGGUGACUCAGUGAUUAGCACUGCUGCCUCAUGGCACUAGGAACCAAGGAUCAAUUCCACCCUUGGGGCAACUGUCUGUGUGGAGUUUGUGGAGGGUAGGAGAAUGGAUGAGAUA
This is a messenger RNA of Hemiscyllium ocellatum (epaulette shark), 1948 nucleotides long. Its product is annotated as gastrula zinc finger protein XlCGF57.1-like. NCBI's taxonomy places the organism in Eukaryota, Metazoa, Chordata, Chondrichthyes, Orectolobiformes, Hemiscylliidae. The record is from RefSeq and is a predicted model, not a curated record. The transcript has 2 exons. The coding region runs from base 1 to 1764 and encodes 587 amino acids. Gene Ontology annotation, molecular function: DNA-binding transcription factor activity, RNA polymerase II-specific; RNA polymerase II cis-regulatory region sequence-specific DNA binding. Gene Ontology annotation, biological process: regulation of DNA-templated transcription.